Molecule: messenger RNA, 723 nt
Organism: Syngnathoides biaculeatus (alligator pipefish)
Lineage: Eukaryota; Metazoa; Chordata; Actinopteri; Syngnathiformes; Syngnathidae
Product: transcription factor 15-like
Exons: 3
Coding region: 1-534 (177 amino acids)
Biological process (GO): regulation of transcription by RNA polymerase II; developmental process
Molecular function (GO): protein dimerization activity; RNA polymerase II transcription regulatory region sequence-specific DNA binding; DNA-binding transcription factor activity, RNA polymerase II-specific
Source: RefSeq, a predicted model, not a curated record
AUGGACCUGGCCGACUUCGCUGCAAUCCACCAGUUCGGCAGAUCCACGGCAGAUGUAUCGCCGAGCAGGAAGCCACUCUACAGGGGGCCCUCCACUUACAAAGUUGCCCUGACCCUCGAGUCACAAGGGGACAACGGGGAACAGACCGAGAGCGAAGGCAGCACCGACCGGGGCUCCAACUCCUGCGGAGUGACGGGCACCGGCGGAGUGGCAGUCCAGCAGCGGAACGCGGCGAACGCCAGAGAGAGGCACCGGACAGACAACGUCAAUACAGCAUUCAACGUAUUGCGGACGCUCAUUCCAACGGAACCGGUGGACCGAAAACUGUCCAAAUCGAAACGCCUGCGCCUGGCCUCCAGCUAUAUUUUGCAUCAGGCGAAUGUGCUCAGGGUGGACAGUGAGAGAGAGGACGGGGCGCCAUGUCUGAGGGUGUUAUAUAUCGAGGUACGGAGCAGGGAAGACUCCAGACAGACCCGAAGCAUCUGCACUUUCUGCCACACCAAACAGACUAAAGGGGUAAUCGUUGACAUUUAGCUUUCCAAAGGUUGUUGAAAUCUUGUAGCAGGGUAACAACACAUACCAGAAUGGAAAUACAAUUUCCAGUUAAGAAAAUAUCCAUCAAUCCAUCUAUCCAUUCACUUUCUGAGCCGCUUAUCCUCACGAGGGUCGCGGGAGGGCUGACGCCUAUCCCAGCUGUCAUCGGGGAGGAGGCAGGGUACAGCC